AUGCUCGGCCUUUUCUUGAUCCUGCUCGGCCUCCUUCUCGGAGUUGCCGCAAGUCUCGAGAAGGCAGACUUCUGCCUGGCUUUUCGCUGCUAUGCUACCUGUCAAGGUAGCUAUAGCGAUGGCACCCAGACCGAUGUUUCCUUUGUCAAGGCAGCAGAAGUCACGCCGUCAGCCUUCAGACUGAGCCUCGAGUAUGGUGGCAAGCAAGGGCAAGAAAACGUGGUGUGCAAAGCCGAGGGACUGCAGUAUGCGCCUCAAUGUACCCUGCGAGGAGCAAGAAUGACGCCCGAUUCUGCCGACUUUGUCGUGGAGGCGCUUCAGAUCUUGCCCAGCCGGACGAGCUCGACCUCUGAUAGACUCUCUACAGCCGAGCAUAUCAGCAGAAGACACCCAACGAUGGCGAAAGGCGUGCCUGAGGUUGCGCCCGGUGAAGCACCGCCUGCCUACGAGGCCUCCAAUGGCUCCAGCUCACUUGCACCGGCGCUGUCGUCGAGCAUGACGGCGAGCACGAGCAAUGACGGUCAUACUACCGACGAGGAAGACAACAGCACGAUUGCAGGCUACGAGAGCGUCGUUCCUCUCGAAAGGCGUGCAUCGAUGGAGGACGAAUUGAGGGAACUGCCAAAGGGAUGGAUCAGGCAGAUGGACAGCAAGUCUGGCCAUCACUUCUAUGUCGACACAAAGGCCAAUCCGCCUCGAUCAAUCUGGACGCACCCCUACGACGAUCCGGUCUACUUGCAGUCAUUACCGGAUACCGAGCGACACAGCGUGCCCACUGCAGGGCCACAGCCGGUCAGGAAGAGAGCGCCCGCACAGGGGUCGAGCAAGCAAGCCUCUUCGAGCAAGCAGGCCGAGCCAGCGUACGAUCCCAACCGGAAACGUGGUCUGGGCGAGAAGAUCAAGGACAAGGUGACCAACUCGACCCAUGCCGAACGAGAAGCGAAGCGCAAGGCAGCUCGCAAGCGCGAAGCCGAGCUCUACGAAGCCCACCGACAGCGACGGCUGAAGAUGAUCGAGCAGCAGCGUGCGCAGGAGCAAGAGUAUUACAAAGCCGUCCGCGAAGGCAGAGCGCCACCGCAACAGCAGGGUGGCUACUAUGAUCCUUACUAUUCUGGCGGGCGCUAUGCUGCCCCUGGCGAUCCUUACUAUCGCAGGAGCGGCUAUGGCUAUGGCGGAGGCUAUGGUCGUGGCUAUGGCGGCGGUAUGGGGAUGGGCGGUAUGGGCAUGGGCAUGCCUCUCAUGGGCGGCAUGGCCGGCGGCUUACUUCUCGGUUCACUCUUGCCUCCGGACCGACUGUAUGCGCUUCCUGAUUAUUUGAAUAGCUCGCAACGCCAUCCCUGCCUCGUGGGAAGCGUCUGA
Mixia osmundae IAM 14324 is the source of this 1359-nucleotide messenger RNA. RefSeq lists its product as uncharacterized. NCBI's taxonomy places the organism in Eukaryota, Fungi, Basidiomycota, Mixiomycetes, Mixiales, Mixiaceae. The transcript has 4 exons. Bases 1 to 1359 code for a protein of 452 amino acids. The record is from RefSeq and is a predicted model, not a curated record.